Fonsecaea erecta is the source of this 2562-nucleotide messenger RNA. RefSeq lists its product as hypothetical. The record is from RefSeq and is a predicted model, not a curated record. The transcript has a single exon. The coding region runs from base 1 to 2562 and encodes 853 amino acids. Lineage: Eukaryota; Fungi; Ascomycota; Eurotiomycetes; Chaetothyriales; Herpotrichiellaceae.
AUGAACAGGCAACGAAACCAUACGAUUCGUCACUCGCUAGAGAAGGCUGUUGAGAGCAUCUAUGGCGUCGACGCGGGCGACCUGCUCUUAUGCCCUUUGGCCCAGAUUCAAGACACGGAUGUGAGGCUAUGGCAACUGAGACUAUCAUGCACACCACUCCUGACAGGCGUCCACCAUCCCACAGAACACUUUGACAGACUCGAUCAGCAGCUCUCAGUCCUUUUGCAACGGCCCGGGGGCUCUAUCAAGGAAUCCUCGCCCAGGGUCGAUGCGUUGCUCCAUGAUAUAGUGUCCAAGGGUGAAAGACUGCUCGCACGUCUGCCAAAAGUGCCCCAGCGUAGUUUCUCGCUGCCGCUGAACAACGGCAUCGGGCGGAAGCAAGGCUCGACCCUGUGGGACUGUAUCAAAGAUGGCACAUGGGCGACAAAGUACAUUUUGCCAGAAGCGCAAUCUUACUUCCAGCCACAGAGGCCAGACGAUGCUGACUCGAUCCUCAAGCUGCUGUCGAGGCUACAAGACCUCGCCUGGGAGAAUUUCUACGUGACCACGCGCAUCGACACCAAUUCCCUGGUUCUGGCCGCCGUCUUUGCGAACCAGGGUUCCGUCCCGGACCUGCGUCUGGCUCGGAACUCGCUCGAGUAUGUGAACGUACUAUCCGAACUGUUCGAUGAAUAUCAGGCCAUGUGUGACGCCGCAUCUUUCGGCAUUCAGGAUCCAUUUGAGGACGACUCGGACGAAGCCAGUGCGUUGAAGGACGCCCUUUUUCCCCGCGAACGUGAUGGCCAUGAACAGGCGAUGGUGAUCGUCAAAGUCUUUGUCUGGUCCGCAUGGCAACGUUCUGUGAUGCUGCACUUCUACUACGUGAUUGGAGUCCAACUUGCCCAUGGAUAUUCGGCCACCUGGAACUCCUUCCUGGCCGUUCGAGGCAUCCGCGAACUGGAAUCUCUCUCACGAGACGCAUAUCGUGGCACCUGCACCGACUACCUCUGCAACUGGGCCUUUGAACUUCUCAGAACCAGCCGCACGUCCAUCGGGCUUGACUUUCGCCGCAUGAUUUCACGGUUCGAUGCUCAGUUCCACGGGAGGCCUGGCCGAUGCGUCCGAGACUCGACGGACACCUGUGAAGGCGGCGAGCCAGAGACAUGCCAGCGGUUUACCGCCGCAGAGGACGCCGCGCAAUCAGCACAUGCGCCUGGCUGCAAUGGACACUGCCCGAGAAUUUUGUGGAAUGCACCUUCAUACUACGAGUGUCGAAAGCCGGCGGCAAUUGCGGUGGUUGAAGAUUCUACACGUUUGAACUAUUCUCCUGUUUCUCGCCAGACACUUGCCAUUUCUCACGUCUGGAGCCAUGGACAAGGCGGGCGUCCCGAGACGGGGAUCAACACCUGCUUACAUCGUCGAUAUUGCCGCUUGGCCCACCAGUUUGGGUGCGACACGUACUGGAUUGACGCCGCAUGUGUUCCCAGCGAGACCACUCUGCGACGACGAGCUAUUGCCAGCAUCAACGAAAUCUUCGCCACAGCAAAAGUGACCCUGGUUAUCGACAUGGAUGUCCAAUCCAUCACCGUGACCCUCCCACACCCCAGCAUUGCAGAGAUUGAGACCCUCGUCUCAACGCUUCUGGUGAGUGAUUGGACUGUCCGUGGCUGGACGUUGUUGGAGGGCAUCCGUGGCAGUCGAGCGAUCUGGCUGCUUUGCAAGGAUGAUGGAGUCCUCAAUCUCCGUCACGUUCUCGCCGAGUUACACGAGCGCGGGGCCAUCGACAUUGGUGUUCUGCUGGGGAGUGCACAACAUCUGAUCCCUCAUUCAGACCCAACCUCGAGCAAAACCGUCGAAGAAGCAGGCUACCUUCUCAGCCAACGCCACACGUCCUGGCCUGAGGAUGUGAUAGCUUGCUGGACUUUGCUGAUCAAUGCGCCCGUGAGCAAGGAGGCGGCUGGUCUCUGGGAGAACCAAACACAGGUCAGAAGUGGGUAUAUACUGUCGAGCGCUCCACGUGUCGGCACAAUGCAGAGCUUUGGUUGGGCACCUAGCACACCGUAUAGUCGACCAAUCAAACGGUCUGUUGGGCUUGAGGGUGGUAGGAUUCAAGAGUACAGCGUGAGGUUCCCGUCAUAUGACGGAGAAGGGAGCCUUUCCCUCGAUAUCACAAGAGAUGGAUUGCGAGGAAGGUGGCGUAUAGUGGAGGUUGACCGCUCUCUCCUGGACAGUAAUAAGGAUUUGUGCUGCGAGUUGACACACCCUCCUGAGGCAUACUAUGAUGAUGAAGUGGCUUUCGAAGACGCUGAGUUGAUAUAUGCCCACCCAGACGAUGCCCUGGCUUGGCUUACUGUCGAGGAGUUACUUGACCAUGGAGCGCGAGUAAGGCUUAUCCGAGCAGUGGCUGAAGACGGUAUCUCUCCAGCUGUCGGCAGCAGCCAGCGAGGGGAGGCCUUUGGGCUGGUUGCCGCCAUUUGUGCCAGCGUCGAUGGGGGAUCGUCAUGGGAAUGGAAAGGGGUAUAUUCCUGGCAAGAAAGUGAGAACUACGAGGGUUGGGAAAUUGAUGAGAUGCUAAUCACGUAA